UGUUGAUGACAGAAGGCAGCAGGUAACUGUUUAUUGCAGAGCUAGAAUGCUGUUCCUCAUCCUACUCUCAUUUACUCUUUGUGUACAGUAUUCACAGACCCAAGAUCCUAGACUUGAUUGGCAGUGGAAUGAAUUUAAAAAAUUGUACAAUAAAAAGUACAGCACGAAGAGCAAGGAGGAAUAUCGCAGACGAAUUUGGGAGAGAAACCUAUAUGAUAUCAAUAAACACAACUUGAUGUUCAUGCACGGAUACGAAACCUACACAAUGCAAAUGAAUGGCAUGGGGGAUCAGGUAAAUAUUGAAACAUCUUGGGACAUUUCGAGUAUUUUAGCCCAUAUCCAAAAAAAUAAGUAUGGUUUCCAUGAAUAUAAUAAUACUAAGCUUCCAACGUCAAUUAACUGGAUUGAAAAAGGAUAUGUUACAGAAGUCCGCUCUCAGGGCAGCUGUGGCUCCUGCUGGGCAUUUAGCGCAGUUGGUGCAUUGGAAGGACUGGUUAAAAAAGAAAUAGACAUACUUUUGCGACUCAGUGCUCAGCAGUUAGUGGACUGUUCCUUAAUAAAUGAUGGCUGUCAGGGUGGAAGUGCAACAGAUGCAUUCAAGUAUGUCAUUCAGCAUGGCAUCUCCUUAGACUCAGACUACACCUAUACAGGGAAGGAAGGCUACUGCUUCCAGAAUCCUAAAAGAAAAAUUUUUCCAUGUUCAGGCUAUGUCAAGAUUCCAUUUGGUGAUGAAAUGGCUCUUCAAGAUGCACUUGCGAAAAUUGGACCCAUAUCUGUUUCAAUUGAUACCUCUCCUAAGGGAUUUGAAUUCUAUCAUAGUGGAAUUUACUUCAAUAAAGAAUGCCAGGCAAUACCAAACCAUGAUGCUUUGUUGGUGGGGUAUGGCACUGCUGAUGGAGAAGACUACUGGAUUGUUAAAAACAGCUGGGGCAAAGAAUUUGGAGAAGAUGGCUACAUUCGAAUCGCACGACAUAGAAACAACCACUGUGGAAUUGCUUCUCUGGCUGCAUACCCAGUUUAAUGAUGGCAGACUGUUUCAAGAGAGGCACCACAUUCCUAGACUUCAAUAAGCACAAACCCACAUGAUCGCCUUAUAACUGGAUGUUUUUGAAUUUGAUAUAAAUAUUCUGUAUAUAUAAAGAAUUUUACUUGU
Molecule: messenger RNA, 1153 nt
Organism: Polypterus senegalus (gray bichir)
Lineage: Eukaryota; Metazoa; Chordata; Cladistia; Polypteriformes; Polypteridae
Product: cathepsin S-like
Exons: 8
Coding region: 47-1021 (324 amino acids)
Biological process (GO): immune response
Cellular component (GO): lysosome
Molecular function (GO): cysteine-type endopeptidase activity
Source: RefSeq, a predicted model, not a curated record